CCUGAAUCCAACACCCAACUUGAGCUCACGCGACGUGAACACCCGGCCAACCGUAACCACCGAGACAGCAGCCAUGGAUCCAGCCAAGUUUGUCGGUCUCAAGCUCCUCCUGACCCUCAAGACUGGCGUCAAAGCACAGGGACAGGUCGAGUCAAUUGACCCGGCCACAUCAAAGCUCAAGCUCACAAAUGUUUACUUCCCAUUGACGAAGCUAUCUGUGGAUGAAUUUGAACUGGACGGCAAAAGCGUAGUGGAUCUGGAUAUACUGCCGAAGGAUGAGCCUGCAGGCACACGGACGGCUCCUCAGCAAUCAACGGUCGACUUUGUGGAUCCAGCCAUCAUCUCUGCCAACAAGGCGCCAACAGCUAGACCUGCCCCAGUCAGCAAACCACCGACUGCGCCUGUUCGAGCACUUGAGAAUUUGAGCAUCAAACCCGCACCAAGUGCAGACUUUGAUUCCUCGGCAGUUGAGACGGAUGAUCAAGGCACACAAAAGCGAAAGAAGCAACCACGCAGACUGGCGCGCAAAUCAAGACACCCUUCCGACUGGGAAGAUGCAGACAUGUCUGCGUAUCACGAGGAAGAAUUUGAUUUCCAGAAGAACCUCGAAGCAUUCAACAAGAAGAAGGUAUUCGAGGAGAUUCGCCAGAACGAUGCGACGGAUGCAGCAUCGUUGCUGGUGAGCUCAAACAGACUACCCAAGGACAAGUCGAGCUACGCAUUCAACGAGAUGGUGACAGAUGCAAAGUACGCAAGGGCAUCGCCUAGACCCUCAGAACCUACCAGCGAGACUGAACGACCUGCUUCGCGAGUCAAGAGACCAAGUUUCCCAAAUACCCGUUCAAAGCAAUCUCGGAAGAGCAGUGUAGCCUCUCCCAUGGUAUCUGACGCGCAGCUUCGUCUCGUCUCUGACAAGUCGCCCGUUUCUACCAUCACUGCACAACAGUACACGAUGGCCGAACACCUUGCUGCUAGCAAAUACGGUCCAUCUCUCGAUGCAUUGGCAGAGAAUGGUGCACGCGGCAUCGCAGACAUCACCACGGGUAUUUUAGAACAGACGGCAAGUGACUCACCACCAGUCGUUGUAAUCAUGGCCGGUGACACGCGUCGUGGUGAGAUGGCUUUGUCUGCUGGACGACUGCUCUCCAUCUUAGGUGUCCGUUGCAUGGCACUCGUACCGGCUGCUAAUCCAAUCAAUGCUGUUGCAGCGCAGUUGCGUAACUUUGCCAAUGCGGGAGGCCGGGUGGUUCAGCCUACUGACUUGCAAUCCGCUGUUGUUUCACUGCAUAGUCCGCCACAGCUCAUCAUCGAUGCUCUCCACAACGAAGAGUAUAUUUGGGAGGAGGAAGAUCGCGAGGCUGCGACAUUGCUUGGCAUCUGGGCAGAAAAACAAAAGGCAACCUUGCUGAGUAUUGAUCGACCUUUUGAUCAUCUCCAACCACAGCAUCUUGCCGCACUUGGUCUGCCUCGACAAGAAACGGUCGAUCUUAUCAAGGAAGGUAGAUUGGCCUUUGCGGCAGGAACCAUUCACUUGGUAGAAACGGGUAUCUGUCGUAAAAUCUGGCGAGAGCUAGGUAAGACGAUUGUGGCUCGUCCUGACUUUUGCAGUGUCCUGGAGAUGUCGUAGUAUAUAGCAUUAUAGAGAAAACAUACAAGAUACAAUGACUAGAAUGAACGG
Protomyces lactucae-debilis is the source of this 1678-nucleotide messenger RNA. RefSeq lists its product as uncharacterized. The transcript has 2 exons. Gene Ontology annotation, cellular component: P-body. Gene Ontology annotation, biological process: deadenylation-independent decapping of nuclear-transcribed mRNA; P-body assembly. The record is from RefSeq and is a predicted model, not a curated record. Gene Ontology annotation, molecular function: mRNA binding. Lineage: Eukaryota; Fungi; Ascomycota; Taphrinomycetes; Taphrinales; Protomycetaceae. The coding region runs from base 74 to 1627 and encodes 517 amino acids.